UUUUUUGAGCAGUGUAAUUUUGCAUAAUUGUUCCUUUUAAAACAGCUAGUGAAACCGGUAUUUUUGAGUGUCGUGUUUAGAUGUUCACGUUUUAUGUUAAUUUUUUUUUAUUAAAGGAGAUAAACAAGACUCGCUUGUGUCUUGCUUGUGAUAGAAACUACUGCAGUGACUGACAGGAAAAUAAAAACCAAAGAGAUAAAGUACAAAUACAGGCAAUUCUUGGUCAUAUUUAGAGUGUGGCUUGCCUUACAAAGAGCAAGAAAACAAAGUUGAUGUUUUAUUCUGUGGUCUGAGGUACAUCUACCCAGAUUGAUAGCAGUCAUGUGAAUCUCAUUUAAAUUUAAUUAGUAUGUCUGCACAGAAAAUAAGGAAGGAAUGUUUAUAGUUUGCACACAUUUUUCUAAAAACCCCAGUCAUUGGCCUGUUUAAAUAUACAAUGAAAUUAGAAACAGUAUGCUGAAGUGAUUAUCAGUCGAUUUGAAAAGCAGUAAGAUAAGUAAAAUAAGUCUUACAUGCAGACCUGAUCAGUGUACAGUACAACUAAUAUUUGAUCCUGUCCACACUGACCCAUGUUUUAUGGAGACUCAGAUUGAGGUGAAAAAAAACAACAAAGAUUUUUUUUUUUUUUUAAAGAUCUUACUGCUACUUUUAGCUUUCUGUGCUAAAUGUAGCGCAUAAACAGUUUUGGAAGUUGUUGUUUUUUACACUUAUUUUUCAUCACCUUUUCCUUUAAAAAUCAAAAAUAAGAGCAAGAAGUUAAUUACCCAGCAGAACAAGUAAACAAUCACAAAGAAAUGAUUGUUUUAAGGAAUAUUUCAAAUCUUUAGCCUAGCACUUCUUUAGCCAUGUGCAUGAUAUUUCUAUUUUUAACUUUGAUUAUUUUCAAUGUUGUCAACACGUAUUUAAACCCAAUGACUCGGGUAUUUUCUAUUUUUUUUUAAAAGAAGUGACAUUAAAGUGACAAACUUGGACUGAAUGCUGUGAUGAAGCUGCUUGGCUCAGUGAGAAAUAAAAAAUAAAACCAUGCUGCUGUUUUUGUCAAUACAGAUGCUUAUCAUUGGUGUUUCACCUUCCGUUUUGGCUUGAAAAUGACGAAUGACGCUUUACACCUCGUUUUAAAACAAACAGGCUUCACUACUGAGCAGCACACACUCUGUAACCAUGGACCCUCAUUCUGGAGCCCAUCAAUGCCCCCUACAGAGUCUUAUCUGUGGCUCAACACGCAACACGCCCCACCACGUGCACACAGAUAAUUCCAGUAUUUAUUUUUGUGCCAGCCUUGCUCUCGCAAUUAAAGAGUCCGGCUGGACUUUUGAUCAGAAAUGAAACCCACGCAGGAAGGAAGGAAGUCCAAAAGUUGCAUCCCAAAGACAUCGUGUCCACCUCUAAAGGACGGCUCUACCACAACACUCGUGAGUCCUGCAGAAUGAGCCUAGAACGUUACACUUGGUCAGAUUAAAACUAUACACGUUCGUUGCCCAAAGAAUUGAGAGAAAAUCCCUGAUGUCAACAUUCUGCUGGAAGAUAUCGCCCGAAAGAUGAAGAGCACAAAAAGCGUAGAGCGUGCCACGGUUGGGGAAGUUGCUUGUGAUAUCUGCACUGAACCGAAGCUGAAGGCUGAGAAGUCCUGCCUUGUGUGUCUCGCCUCAUAUUGUGCACCCCACUUGGAGAAUCAUUAUUCGGCUAAAAGACUCAAGGGCCACAAGCUGGUGGAACCGGUGAAGAACUUGGACGCACGGGCCUGCCUGACUCAUGGACGCUCGCUUGAGCUGUACAGCAGAAAGCAGCAGAAAUGCAUCUGUGUUCGUUGUAUCGAAGGAGGUCAAGAGGAAGUUGUCUCGACGGAAGAGGAAUGCCAAAUGAAGAAGGCUGAACUUGAGUGGACCAAGACGACAUUACAGCAAAGAGUCGUGAUGAGAAAAACAAAGAUGGUGGAGAUCAGCGGGGCUCUGAAGAGUUGCAAGGAGCAGCUUGAGUGGUGGGACAUUGACGCAGUGUUCGCUGCUGUGAUUGCCAUUGUGGAGGCAGCCAAUACAAGAGUAGUAAAACCGCUACGAGACAGGAGGCAGGCGCUUGAAAAAGAAGCGAAAGACCUCAAAGACGAAUUGGAAGCUGAGAUCGACAGACUUGAGAUGACAAUUGCUGAACUGGACAACAUAUCUGCGCUUGAGGAUCACAUCCAUUUCCUACAGAGGUACCCGUCAAUUUCCAUCCGGGAUGAUAUGAAAAACUGGAAUGAUGUAAAACUUGACACUUCACUGGCUUUUGGUUCCGUGAGAGGAAUCACAACAACCAUGAUUAAAGAAAUUCAGCAGGAGCUGGAGAAGCUGGUCACCACUGAACUGAAGAGACUCCAAAGGUUCACAGUGGACAUAAAGCUGGACCCAGAGACUGCAAACCGACGUCUCGUACUUUCACCUGAUGGAAAGGAAGUGCAAGACGGAGGAGAAAACCAGGAAGUGGCUGAUUCACCGAAGAGGUUUGAUGUGUUUGGUAGCGUCCUGGGACUCAACAGCUUGACUCCUGGGAAGGCUUACUGGGAGGUGGAGGUCAACAACAAGAGCGGAUGGGAUCUAGGUGUAGCCAGAGGCAGCGCCAACCAUAAAGGGAAACUGACGCUGAGCCCAGAUAAUGGUUACUGGGUUCUGGUACAUUAUGAAGCGGAGAACUACGCUGCCAUGACAGCACCACCCACCCGUGUCUCCCUUGAAAGGAAACCCAGUAAGGUGGGGGUGUUUGUGGACCAGGAGGAAGGUUUGGUCUCUUUUUACGAUGUGACAGCUCAGUCCCAUAUUUACUCUUUCACUGAGUGUUCAUUCAGAGAUGGGAUCUACCCGUAUUUCAGCCCACACUAUAAACAGGGUGAGAUGAACUCUGAAGCUUUGGUUAUUUCUUCUGGUCACCAUUCAGAAACUGAUUAAUGGACUCAAUUGUCAGGUCAGCUAACUUGCUUUCACAUCAUGUUCACCUCACCAACUCAGGUCAAUUCUCCAUUAUCAAUAUGGACAUUUUCCACUAAGGUAACUCCUUAAUACAACAAUGUAUUACCUUUCACAGACUACUUCAACACAAGUACUUUCCCCUCAUUUACUGGUGAAAAUGCAAAAUUGAAGUAAAGAAUAAAAAUUACAUUUAUGACGCAUUAUUCCAAAUGUUCCCCCCUCAUUUUCAUUCAUGACUAUUUGCAGUGUAUUCACAUAACAAUGGAUGGACGUAAUGUUGCAGAAAAAAAUGCUGAAAUUUUAAAAUAGUUUUAAAAAAAUAAAAACAUAUAUAUGUAUGUAUGUAUAGCUUUGUAUCCUUACAUAUUGUCAUCUUCCUAAGAUAAUCCCUACUAAUUUUUUUUUUUUGCCAAAGGUGAUUCUGACCAUAGAAAAAAAAAGUUUUGUUUUAGGAAAGUGAAGAUAAUGUACAUUAAUGUUUGAUGGGGGUAAAAAGAAUAUUCAGUUUUUGUUUGAGCACUUUUGCUACAACAUAUUAGCAUCAUCUUGGUUGUUAACAAAAAAGAUUAAAAAAAAUAUCCACCUCUUCUGCAAUAAACAUAACCUGAUUAUUUUUUGUAAAAUCGCCUAUCCCCCCAAAUAAAGUUUGC
Xiphophorus maculatus (southern platyfish) is the source of this 3592-nucleotide messenger RNA. RefSeq names its product E3 ubiquitin-protein ligase TRIM21-like. The record is from RefSeq and is a predicted model, not a curated record. NCBI's taxonomy places the organism in Eukaryota, Metazoa, Chordata, Actinopteri, Cyprinodontiformes, Poeciliidae. Gene Ontology annotation, molecular function: protein binding. The transcript is spliced from 7 exons. Bases 1539 to 2921 code for a protein of 460 amino acids.